AUGGAUCCCAUGCCUAUUUGUGAAUCAGAAAGACCCAUAUGCGCUGAAUAUAUCGGUUAUUUCGAGCACAGGAGAAAGCUGGAAAAUAUUGGGGCCGGGGCUAUUGCGAGGUUAACAAGCCAGCACUCACUGGCAAAUCUAUUUAUGAGUUCGGUGGGAAUAAAAGGUGUCGAAACUUCGGAACCGUUGCAUCUGCUUCCUUCUGCAAAUCUGACAGUGAAUCUAAAUCCCCCACCAGAUAUCAUGCAAGCUCAUGGGCUAUACCAGUGGUGGAGGCCUGACCUGAACUUGAGCGGAUUAAGGAAACAUAGAUUGCAUUGUCUUCUUCGUGUCAUCAACUGCAUGAUGCCAGCCGAUUAUCUCAGGAAUAAUACUAUAGGCUUUACAUCUCGUCUUUAA
Molecule: messenger RNA, 399 nt
Organism: Durio zibethinus
Lineage: Eukaryota; Viridiplantae; Streptophyta; Magnoliopsida; Malvales; Malvaceae
Source: RefSeq, a predicted model, not a curated record